AGGUUGUAAGUUCUAAACCCCUCAUCUAUCAGGUAUUAGUUGUACAGACUGGCCUCCCAGAGAGAGGCUAGAGAAACAGGUUCAGCUCAAACUGACCUUUACGCAAGAGGUGGAUUUAGGGUCAUGACUCACUCCCAGGAAGGGGUAAGACCUGGGCCAACUAACCACUGCCGUUCCACUGCAUCCGCUCCCUCAUACUGCAUGGUGCAGGGUGCUAUGUGGGAAAAUGAGCUCCAGCUGCAGGAAGAGCAAUCAAGGCCAGGGCAUGUAGCCUGAAGUAUAUGGAGGAGAAAGAGGCAGGCAAGUUACUGCCCUUGCUUUGAUGGGGCUGGGAAUGGGAUAUUUGCAUUACACAUCAGGCAAGCUACUGCCCUUGCUUUGAUGGGGCUGGGAAUGGGAUAUUUGCAUUACACAUCAGCCUCAGAUCUGUUUUGAGCCCCAGUUGCUCUACUUACUUCCUUCUCACCAAAUACCCUAAAGCCAUCGCUUCCACCUGGGGCCUUCCUGAGUUGCUGCCCAGAUAUCCAGGCCCAGUCAUGGACUAAGUCCAUGGGGGGAGUCCUCAUGAGCUCCCAAGCUCCUUGGUGCAGACCCACUGACACCAUUUUUCUGACCGUGCCUUCUGUCUACUGCUUCGAGUUGUCACAGUCACCACGGCUCCCUUUAGGCCUUUGUUUUUAUCAAGGUGCCGUACCUCUAAAUGCCCCUUUAUUUUCCUCUCUGCUAGAUACAUCUUCCUCUCGUUUCUAAUCCCUGUUUUAGAGAUCUUUGAGAAUAUCAAAAGCUCCACAUGGAUGGGGCCACUUGAACAAAUCUUUUACUUGUUCUCUCUUCCCAAGUUAUAUAUAUUCAAGGCAUAGCUCCAUUAUUGGAAAUUGGGACCUCCCUAAGGGUGGCUCACUGAAGUCAGUGCAGAGUACAUGAAUUUGUAGAAAUAUGUGUCUGGGGCUGCCGUUGCUGGUCCUUUUUAUUAGUCUGGCUUGGCCACUUGUUUUUCUUUUUUUUUUUUAGGGAGAGGCAGAUGGCCCAGUGGAAAGAGCACAGACAGGGCAGGGGCCAAAGCUGCCCUGCUGCCUGCAAAAGAUGCUGCGACUGACCUGAUGCAGAGGACUGAACCUGUUGCCUGAGCCUGGUGCUCCGAGGGGCCUGGUCUACACUGAAACCAAGUGGUUCACUUGGUGGCUCCUGAGAGCCACUUCUCCAGGAAUCCCGUGUGCAGUGUAGGUCUUCCCAUCGCCUGCCCUACCCUGUCCUCCUCAUCCUGGCGGCUGCCUCCUCCUCCUAGCUCACCCUCCUGGUUUACAGGGCUCUCCACCCCACCUCCCUUUGUCUUCCUGCUGAUCCAGCGAGCCAGGCCUUCUCCUUCUCUGUUCUUUCCUCCUCCUCUCCCCCUUGAAUCCAGUCCUGGUUUCCCCGCCGCCAGCCUCCCUUUCCUCCCCGCCUGGGCUCGUUCCCGCCCCCGCCCCGCCCGCCGUCAUCUUGGUCGGCUCAGCACCGCGCUUUCCCCGGCUCGUAGCUACCUCGGGCUUGGCUUGCCCAGUCCGGUAGCUCCAGUCCGGAUCUCGCUGCUGUCCGACCCGGGUACGAGUCCCAGCCUUUGGAGAGGAGGCGGCGGCGGCUGGCCCCGGCUCCCCUCGGCCGCCUAGCCAGCCCAGGGUUGCCGGGGAGGGAGCAGCUGGGCAGCCCCCGGACUUCCUCAGAAGACAAUGCACCCAGCGCUCGGCAACCCCCGUUCGAUCUCUUCCUUGUCCGGCUCCUUCCCGCCGCCCCCAGCCGCCGCCCGGCUGCAGCCCCUCUUCCUCCGGGGGGGCUCCUCCCGCGGCCGGAGAGGCUCGGGCGACAGCAGCACCAGCACCAGCACCAGCAGGGGGGGAGGCGGCCGCAGACGCGGCGGGGGCGGCGGCGGCUCCCCCAGCAGCAGCACGGGCGCCGAGCGAGAGGACGACGACGAGAGCAUCAGUAAGCCCUUGGUGCCAGCCACCGCCGCUGCUGCCGGGCUCCUUGGGCCCCCGGCUCAGGGGGGCGCCCCAGCCACCGACCCCGCGACCACCGCCUUCUCCUCCUCCUCCGUCACUUCGUCCUCCACCUCCACGCCCACCUCCUCCUGCAGCAUGACAGCCGCGGAUUUCGGCGGGAGUGCAGCGGCCGGGGCCGUCGGGGGCCCCGGGGGUCGCUCGGCUGGGGGCGCUGGAGGCACUGGGACAGGCAGUGGCGCCUCCUGCUGCUCCUGUUGUUGCUGCUGCGGCCGCCCGGCCCGGUCCGGCCGCAGGGGUCGGCAACGCUGCUGCGCCCCCAGCCCCGGCUGCCGCUGGGGCUACCAGGCGCUGUCCGUGGUGCUGCUCCUGGCGCAGGGCGGUCUGCUCGACCUGUACCUCAUUGCAGUCACCGACCUGUACUGGUGCUCCUGGAUCGCCACUGACCUGGUGGUGGUGGUGGGCUGGGCCAUCUUCUUCGCCAAGAACAGCCGGGGCCGUCGAGGCGGCCCGGCGAGCGGUGUGCACAAUCACCACCAGCACCACCACCACGCCGCGCCACCUCUGCACCUGCCCGCCUCCUCGGCCGCUUCUGCCGGGGCCAAGGCUCGCGGCGGCCGCGGGGGCGUGGGCGGCGCGGGGGGCAGCCUGGGAGUGGCCGGGACGGCUGGCGAGUUUGCCUUCGCAUACUUGGCCUGGCUUAUCUACUCCAUCGCCUUCACGCCCAAGGUGGUGCUCAUCCUGGGCACGUCCAUCCUGGACCUCAUUGAGCUGCGCGCGCCCUUCGGCACCACGGGCUUCCGCCUCACCAUGGCGCUGUCGGUGCCUCUGCUCUAUAGCCUGGUGCGGGCCAUUAGCGAGGCUGGCGCCCCCCCUGGCUCGGCGGGACCUCUGCUCCUGCAGCCCCAGCAGCACCGCGCCGCUGGCUGCUUCCUGGGCACGUGUCUGGAUCUGCUCGACAGCUUCACCCUGGUGGAGCUGAUGCUAGAAGGCCGCGUCCCGCUGCCCGCGCACCUGCGCUACCUGCUCAUUGCGGUCUACUUCCUCACCCUCGCCUCGCCGGUGCUCUGGCUCUAUGAGCUCAACGCAGCAGCCGUGGCAGCUUCGUCCUGGCGCCAAGCCUCAGGCCCCGGGAGCUGCAGCCGCCUCCUGCGCUUGCUGGGCGGCUGCCUUGUGGACGUGCCCCUGCUGGCGCUGCGCUGCCUCCUCGUAGUGAGCUACCAGCAACCCCUCUCCAUCUUCAUGCUCAAGAACCUCUUUUUUCUCAGUUGCCGCGGCCUGGAGGCACUGGAGGGCUGCUGGGACCGGGGCAGUCGGGCCUCUCCUAGUCGGGCCAGGGUAGGCUAUGGCGCUCCACCCCCUGCCCCACCGCCUCCUCCACCGCCACCACCACCACCUCAGGGAGGCUCCCAACUGGGCCACUGCAUCUCGGAGAAUGAGGGGGGCCCCCAUGGCUAUGUAAACACCCUAGCUGUGGCCUCCCAGAACUGAGGGGGAUAAAGCCACGGGGCCUUGCUUUUGAGUAGGGCGUCCCCAGUUCCCUUACUUCGGUCCUUCUCUCACCCAGAUUUGGUCAGACUCCUUUGGAAGAGGUAACUGUUAAUAGGGCUAAGGACCAGAGUGUCCUUCUGCACCCUGUGGGUCAAGGCUGCUAGAAGGGAGACUAGAAGCUAAUGGUGAGGGAGGUAGGUCCUCUUGCCCUAUUCUCCCUUCUCCAUACCCUGCCCUGAUCCUAACCUCCAAGGGGCUGGAUACUUCUGCUUCUUGCUUUUCUCACCCCCACCCUAAUUCCCAUUCAUUGUGAGGGAGAAUGAAGGGAAGGGAUGGCUAGUCAGGAGGUGCUGGGCAUUGGGCCUUCCUCCUUGCUUGAAAGUGCCAACCUCUUCUAGGCUGUGGUUAGUGCCCAUUUUGUCCCACACCUUGAAAUUAACCCAGAAUUCGCUGUUCCCCUGAUGUGUCUAUUGGAUAUCUUCCUGAUAGUGGAUGCAGCGUGUAUGUCCCUGUGUGUGUGUGUAGUGUUGUUUUCUUGUGUCCACCUUGUGGUCCCUUGCAAUGGGUAGGACGCCUGGGGAGGCCCAGACCUCCCCACCACACAUACCACCAUCUCCUCUUUCCUACCUGAAUUUGUGGCCAUGAAUUCCUUGAAAGAGCUGGGCUGAUGGGAGUUGCCCAGUUACUCUCCUCCAAGAGAGAAGCUCGCCCAGGCUCUUCCUCAAUCCUGCUCCUCUCUUCUCAGCUCGGGAAGUAGAGGGGUCCAUACUCUAAGGACCAAACUGCACCCUUGCUUGGGUGAGUGAACAUUUCUACCUCUGUGCUUUCAACUCGUGUUGCAUCAUGUACUGAUGCUGCUUGCAAAAACAAAAACAAAAAUCACAAAAUACUCAGAAGUUGCAUUCAACGUGGCCACUGGAUCCAGCUGGGAUUUGGUGCCAGUAUUACAGGGUCUGUGGAGUAUCAGCCAUUGGCCUGCCCUCCCUCUGUCCCUUCCUCUGCACUCAGAGCUUUUAUCCUUCCUGUGGCUUGGUGCUGAUUAGGUCAGAGCAAUGGCUUCACUGGGGUUCCUGGAUGGAUAUGAAGUUGAGUCUCUCAUAGGCCAAGGGAGUAGGAAACAUAAUCCACCACCUGUCCUUCUAGGAAGCAUGGUGAAGGUCAGAAAGGGUGGUGGUGACCUUUCUCCCCUGCUCUGGUUAAGGGUAUCUUUAGGUAAAAGGCAGGCGAAUGGAGUAAGGUGGGCGGUAGUGCUGUUAGGCACCCCUCUCCAGCCUUCCUCCAUAGUGUUCCUCUUGUUGAGGUUAGUAACAAGAGGCAUCCAGGGAUUGCCCACUUGUAGUCUUGAUGUGGGAUGUCACUCUUGGAAUCUUUGGGGCAGGAUAUGUUCUUUUCGGGGAGGUAAGAGUGCAGGAGGCCCAUAGGGAACAAGGCCAAGAAAUACUCACUUUCCUCCACCCCUCUAUAGGAUGGGAUGGGGCAAUAUUUUAAGAUUUUUUGUUUCCAGUUCUCCCUUCUUAUGUUUGGGAAGUUUAGUGUGGUGUAAUAAACCCUGAACAAGGGACAAGAAGACAUGACCCUGGUUCUGAUUCUCACUCAUUAGCUAUGAACGACCCAUCACUUCUACUCUCUGAAUCUCAGAGUUCUCACCUUUGAAAAUGAGGAGGUUGGAUGAGUAAUCUCUAAGUUACUUUCCAACUCUAACAUUCUUUGAGUUUAUGGAUCUCUAAAGCCCUAGUCAUCAUGCUCUCUGUGAAGGUGGAGAGGAGGGAAGCCAGUCAGUGUGGACUUAGGGAAUAUUUCCUUCUUCUGUACUGGCUGGGAGAGCAGAGAGGAGGCUGCCGGCACUUGGGCUGGGGUGGAAUUGCAGGGUCUGUCAUAGCUGCACUGUUUCUGGUUGUCUCUAGAGCCCUCACUACAGCGAGGGGCCAAGGGUGCCACGUCACUGACCGUUAACUUGGUGCCCAUGUCAAGGGUCCCAUUUUAUUUUGGUCCAACUGGGACUGGCUCAGAACAAAGGGCCAACUGGGGCUCUUCUGUCCCCAACUUCCUGUGGGCUUGCUGGCAGAAAAGGUCUACGUAGGCAGAGACGCAAGAGGGGCCAAUGGUUUUACCAGAGUUCUCUUGAGUCUCCCCCUACUCUCAAAGGGGAGGAUGAUGGGAGGAAAUGUUUACACUCAAUGCACUAUCUGGGCUCCCAGGCCCUCGCCCCACUAGGUCCAAUACUAGCUUGUUGGAUUUUGCAACUAAUUUUUUUCCUGCCUUCUCUCCUCCCCCUACUAAGUCCUUUCCUUUCCCUCUGAAUUCCAUGUGCUCAAGGUUCUGGGGCCCUGGCCCUGGGUGGGCCUCAAUAGCUGCUCCCUUUGUUCCCAUGUCCUCUUUCCAGCUUUGCUGUGUUUCUGUGCUACCUAAUCUCAGUGACCGUGAAAGGACAUUGUGUCUGAGCCAUGGCCGGCCACUGGCUGGCCCCUACCCACCCCCUUUCUACUGUUUAGACGGUGGUCUCCCUGCUGAGUGACUGGCUGUACAAUCUCUGAGUUUUCUGGUGGGAGGCUGUGAUAGGUUCCGAUGAACUGCCACUUUCCUGAGUACAUCAAGAGACUGAUGGCAAGUGGGCCAAUUCUGGCAAAGGCCAGGCCUGUUCAGGCCCUCUCUGGCCUUCAGCUCACCCCGAGCAUCCUCUUUCAAUCAUCUGGUGCAAGCACCUUGUGCUCAGGGGGGCCAGUCCCUUCCUUCUGAGAUCCUUUUCAUUUGCUUCCCUUACUCCAUUCACAAUAAGAAAUGACCCCUCAAGUUUCCUUUUUCUUGCUUCUAGGGUCAUCUGUGAUGCAGGGAUUGAAUCUGAGAUCUGUGGUGCCCAGGGAUCUAAUAAGCAGAGGGUGCCCUCUCAUCUGAGGCUGACGCCAGUAGAUGGUUCACAGGGAAGAACACUUGGUUGAGACUCUAGUCCUAUCUGUCCCUAACAUAUGAGCAAGUAAGGUGUUCCCCCAUCUGAGCCUCCAAGUCCUUAUCUGUUUUAGAAGGGAGUUGGACUAGACCCUCUCUAAUGGACCUUUUCCGUUUUAACGUGCCAUGGCUCUGUUUUUGUGGAAGAGAGCUAGCUGACAGCCAGAGCCAAGAAGGAAAGGGAAGUGGCACCUCACUAGCAUCUAUCACAGCUUUUUUUUCCUCCUCUUUUUAAAAAUAAAACCAGACUGUUCUGAAAAUAAAAAACUUGAGACUUGUGACAAGCUUUCUGUGUGAUUUGUUUCAAGAUCUUUCCUGUCCUGGUUUCCCUAACUAAAUUCUUAAAUGUCACUGUGACACUUGCCAUCAUUUUAUAGGUCUGUAUUAACAUUGUGGAUACACCUUGGCUAUUUCUUUCUGGGCAGUUGGUAUGCUCUUCAGGGAAGCAGUGUGGCCUUGACCAUGACCUCGUGGGUGUCCAGCCAGGUUUUAUAUAGCAUGGCUAACUUAGAAGGACUGUCAGCCCGAAAGUGAUUUCCCCACUCACCGGGGCUUUCUCUCUCAUUUUUUUUUCCAAUAGCUUACCAAAGUAGGAAACACUCAAUGCACUAUCUGGGCUCCCAGGCCCUUGCCCCACUAGGGCAUGUUAAAUUUUCAAAUACUCUGCCCUCGUCUAUUGUCCUU
Messenger RNA from Loxodonta africana (African savanna elephant), 7091 nucleotides. RefSeq names its product transmembrane protein 121B (gene TMEM121B). NCBI's taxonomy places the organism in Eukaryota, Metazoa, Chordata, Mammalia, Proboscidea, Elephantidae. The coding region runs from base 1707 to 3464 and encodes 585 amino acids. The record is from RefSeq and is a predicted model, not a curated record. The transcript has a single exon.